This is a messenger RNA of Girardinichthys multiradiatus, 2767 nucleotides long. RefSeq names its product acylaminoacyl-peptide hydrolase (gene apeh1). The coding region runs from base 16 to 2334 and encodes 772 amino acids. Gene Ontology annotation, biological process: proteolysis. The record is from RefSeq and is a predicted model, not a curated record. The transcript is spliced from 23 exons. Lineage: Eukaryota; Metazoa; Chordata; Actinopteri; Cyprinodontiformes; Goodeidae. Gene Ontology annotation, molecular function: serine-type endopeptidase activity.
AAUAAAUUUAAAACCAUGAAGAACCACACUCCAUACCAGUCGGUGGCGGUAAUGCACACCUCAAAGUUAUUUGCCAAGCGUCAAAAAAUAAUACCAGAAAAAGAAGAAGGUUCGUUGUGGAGUGAGUCAAGUGGACUGUUUUUAGCGACGCAGGCGAUGACCAACCCGGAGCAAAUUGCCAAACUCUACAGAGAGCUCAGCCUCUUUCCCUCUUUAAGCAGAGCAGACGUGGGACCCGUAAUCACCUCUCAGUAUGGAGGCAAAUACAGCAACAUAUACACAGAGUGGAGCCAGCGUGAUCUGGAGAGGAAUGACAAUGUGAAAUUUUGCAGACAAUACAUUGUAUUCCAUGAUGACAAGUCGGUGGUCUACUCUGGUGCUUCCGGAAACUGCACUGAAAUCAAAGGAGAAGUUCUAAGUAAGGACUCUCCCUCUGGUGAAAUGAAGGCAGUUAUCAGAGAAUGCACAGUCAAAGGAGAGGAAAAGCAGUUUCUAGAGAUCUGGAGUAAAAACAUCAAGGUGAAGAGCAUCAACCUAACGGCCUUAAAGAAACAUGGCAAAGUCUAUGAGGAUGAUCAGUUUGGCAGCUUGGUUUGGUCGCACUCUGAAACCCACCUCUUGUAUGUUGCGGAGAAAAAGAGGCCUGAGGCUAAAUCUUUCUUCCAGACAGAGUUGCCUGACUUGUCUUCCAAUGAAGAUGAGGAGGAGAGCAUGAGGAUGGAGAAAAAAGACACAGUAAAAGGGGAGCAGUUUGUCUACUAUGAGGACUGGGGAGAGGCCUUAGUCAGCAAAAGCUGUCCAGUCCUCUGUGUUUUGGACAUAGAGGGUGACAAUGUGUCUGUGUUGGAAGGAGUGCCUGACAGCAUCUCACCCGGACAGGCAUUUUGGGCUCCAGGCGACACAGGUGUGGUGUUUGUAGGCUGGCGGCAUGAGCCUUUCAGACUAGGCCUGAAGCACUGCCCCAAUCGAAGGUCGUCUUUGUUUUAUGUGGACUUGACGGGCGGGAGAUGUGAGCAGCUUUCAUCAGACACCAGUGCAGUGUAUUCCCCAAGGCUGAGUCCAGAUCGGUGCCGAAUUGUCUAUCUAGAAUGUUCUGUAUAUGGGCCGCACAUGCAGUGCAGCAAGCUCUGUAUGUACGACUGGUACACUAAGAAGACCUCAGUGGUUGUGGAUGUCAUUGGACGACCAAGAGAAGACGGCUUCACUGGCAUCUACAGCAGCCAGCUGUCGCCACAGUGCUGGUCAGCUGACAGUCAGCGUGUUGUUGUUGCGUGCCCUCAGCGCAGUCGAAAGGACCUCUUGGUGGUGGACACAAGCACAGGAAGCAUCACCUCUCUAACUGCACAGUCUGAAAUUGGUAACUGGUGUCUGCUGAACAUUGUGCGAGAUCUGAUGGUGGUCAGCUGCUCCUCUCCUAAUUGCCCUCCAUUUCUGAGGGUGGGCUUCCUUCCAGGAAAAGAUUCCCAGGAGGAAGUGGUCUGGAUUACCUUGGAAGAGUCUCAGACUUUACCAGACAUUGACUGGCAGAUAAGGACUUUCACUCCUCCAGCAGAACAAGACAACAGCCAAUACCCGGGCCUUGACUUUGAAGCUGUGUUGGUUAAACCAAAAGAAGUAAAGGAAGGAGUGAAGCUACCUCUGAUUGUCCUCCCUCAUGGCGGUCCGCACUCUGUGAUUGUAGCCGAAUGGAUUCUGUCUGCCUCUGUGCGCUGCAGGAUGGGCUUUGCUGUAUUACUGGUAAACUAUCGUGGAUCUCUUGGGUAUGGCCAGGACAGCAUCCUCUCACUACUGGGCAACGUGGGUUCCCAGGAUGUUAAAGAUGUUCAGUUUGCUGUUGAAAGUGUUCUGCAAAGUGAAGAGUUUGACAUGCAGAGAGUGGCAGUGUCUGGGGGCUCCCAUGGGGGGUUUCUAGCCUGUCACCUAAUUGGCCAGUAUCCAAGCUUCUACAAGGCCUGCGUGGCUCUCAAUCCUGUCACCAAUCUUGCCUCCAUGAUUGGCAGCACGGAUAUCCCAGACUGGUGUAUCGUUGAGGCUGGAUAUGAUUAUAGUCCCGAUUGUCUCCCUGAUCCUGCUGUUUGGGAGCAGAUGUUAAACAAGUCCCCUAUUAAAUACGUCCCUCAGGUUCGGACCCCAGUGCUUCUUAUGUUGGGGGAAAAUGACAAGCGUGUCCCUAACAAGCAAGGAAUUGAAUACUACAAAGCUCUGAAAGCAAAGCAGAUCCCAGUUCGGUUGCUGUGGUACCCUGGAAACAACCACUCUCUUUCCAAGGUGGACGCUGAAUCAGAUGGUUUCGUGAACAUCGCUUUGUGGAUAAUUCAACACUUGAGUCUGUGAUGAUAAAUUAGUGAGGGUAGCUGUAAUGUGCAGAAGGACACUACUUGGUGUAUGUGAGGUUACUUUUCGGUUUUAUGGUUCAAGCCAAAGCAGUGAUAAUUGAUCUCCAGCCAGAAUACACCCUAACUGUGGGUAUUGUUACUAUUGUGGAUGGAAUCAAACGAUAAUACAGCACUUAAAUAAAAAACAGAUUUGAUUCAAUAGAAACAGAUUGAUGCUGACCUUGUUUUUAUCUGUCAUUCAAAUCAGAAAACACAACAAGAGCUUUUUCAUUCUUUGGACCUUCUUUGUGAUUGAUUAUAAAUCCUAUUCUUUUAUUAUAGUGUUUUUUUUUUAGAGAUUUUUAUUCCUUUGGAUAAUUUUAUUUUUUGAGUUAAAUCUACUCUUUCGAAUGUGCUAUAUUGCGAACUUAAUAAAAUAGUUGUAAAAAAUG